Messenger RNA from Diachasma alloeum, 1189 nucleotides. RefSeq names its product protein SCO1 homolog, mitochondrial (gene Scox). NCBI's taxonomy places the organism in Eukaryota, Metazoa, Arthropoda, Insecta, Hymenoptera, Braconidae. Gene Ontology annotation, cellular component: mitochondrial inner membrane. The transcript has 4 exons. The coding region runs from base 277 to 1131 and encodes 284 amino acids. The record is from RefSeq and is a predicted model, not a curated record. Gene Ontology annotation, molecular function: copper ion binding; copper chaperone activity. Gene Ontology annotation, biological process: intracellular copper ion homeostasis; mitochondrial respiratory chain complex IV assembly.
CGCUCCAAAAAAAUUCUUCGGUCUUACGUGUCGAUAAAAGUGCAGCCUGCCGUGAUAUGUAACUGUGACGCCGGACAAUUAAAUGCAUUUGUAUCAAUAAUUAUCAAAUGACAAUUUGGUAGAGCAAUCAACUGUCGUGAUUAACUGAGUUCUCUUUCGUUAUUGAGGGUUGGAAAACAAUUUUUGUUGACAAUCCUCGAUGAAUUACACGUGAUUGCGUCAUCCAUAACCUACAUGUCACUGAGUAAUUGGAGUAAUUGUUGUUAAAUAAUUGAAAUGACAAUGACAACUUCGAUAUUGAGGAGUUUAUGCCGGCUGCAGGUCCCGCCGAGAAUAUGUCUCAGUCAGACUCGACAGUACAGUAUCUCAAGGAUACUCAUGCAGGAGGCUAAAGAGCCACCGACAAACAGCACUCUUCCAAAGCCCAAAAUGUGGAAGCUGAAGCAAUCCCCAAUUACUUGGAAGAGCUUCUUCAUUGGUGGAGCCAUUGGCUGUGGAUUUCUGGGUUAUCUGUACUACUUGAAGGAGGAGAAGGAUUUGAUGCUCGAGCGGGAACGCAGGAGGACAAUUGGAAAGGCAAAAAUUGGGGGACGAUUUGAUUUGAUUGAUCCCAAAGGACAGCUUGUUAAGUCUGAGGACUUCUUGGGACAGUGGAUGCUGAUUUACUUUGGGUUCACUCAUUGUCCUGAUAUUUGUCCUGAUGAAAUCGAGAAGAUGGUCCUGACGAUUAAUAAGUUAGAGGAAAAAAACUUCAAAGCGCAACCCGUAUUCAUCUCAGUAGAUCCAACUAGAGACACCCCAGAAGUGGUUGGCAAGUACUGUAAAGAAUUCUCAGAGAAAAUAAUCGGACUCACUGGUAAUGUGGAGCAAGUGGCUGCAGCGUGUAAAGCCUACAGAGUUUAUUUCAGUAAUGGACCCAAAGAUCAAGACGAGGACUAUAUCGUUGACCACACAAUCAUCAUCUAUUUGAUCGAUCCAGACGGUAUGUUCGUAGAUUACUACGGCCAGACAAAUUCUGCAGACCAAAUUGUUGACAGUGUGCUACUGCAUAACGCUAAAUUGCAGAGAUUGAAAGGUGAAGGUAGCUGGCUUCCUACGUUCUCCCUGAAGGGCGCUGAAACAGUUGCAUAAUUAUUUACUCUAAUUGUUGUUUGAUUUGAUACAGGACCAAAAAAAAACUUGAAUUAUC